Molecule: messenger RNA, 1584 nt
Organism: Tetranychus urticae (two-spotted spider mite)
Lineage: Eukaryota; Metazoa; Arthropoda; Arachnida; Trombidiformes; Tetranychidae
Product: transmembrane protein 130
Cellular component (GO): plasma membrane
Source: RefSeq, a predicted model, not a curated record
CAGCUGGUUCUCUCUCUCUGUCAUCUUUGUUGUGCUUUGUCUCAUAACAUGUUGCAGAUAAAUUUUGUGAAAGUUUAAUUUUCUGAUUAAUUAUGAGCAGUUUAUCAUAUUUUUUCAUUUUGACUCUAGUCAGUAUUGCUACCUGUGAUUGGAUCGAGCUAUCGGAUGACGGACCUGUACCCUUCGACACCCCGAUCACCUUUACAGUGAAAAAUUCAUAUAGAACAAUAGCUCCCUCGUAUGAAUAUCGAUUCAAAUUUGAACAGUUUCCCCAGCACGAUGACACCAUCAUAUCAACAUCGGGUGAAGUGUUUUACUCUGUAAUAUUUGCAGCAUCUACAGCACCCAAAGCUGAAUUUUACACAGUGCAAGUUGACGUAUGGUAUCGGUUUCUGGGUGUUCCUUUUUAUUCAAUUGGAGCUGUUCUUUCUACCUUCAAGCUUUCAGAUUCACUCAUCGGAGUUAUUGAUGUCAACCAGGACAUUGAUGAGGAGAGUUUGAAAAACAAUUUCAUAUCUACAGCAUCACCUGUUAACCUGACUGCCAAAAUUCAUGACCCCAGUGGUUUUUUCGCCUCAGCCAACAUCACGUACAAGUGGAUCGUAAAUGGCUCACCGCAAGAGGAAAGCUAUGACCAACUCAUCAUCUACAAUUUCACUCAGCCUCAAAUUAACAACAUCUCAGUGAUUGUUUCUGCAAUUACAACCACUUUGCAAAAAUCUGGCUUAUUUGAAAUCUCCUUACAAAGUAAAGAUCCCAUUCACAAUUUGACUGCUGAUGGACACACCAAUGUUGAACUUUUCAGGGAUGAAAGCCUCCAGUUGAAUAUCAAGAUUGAUGGUGGAACACCUCCAUUUUUUUACUGCUGGGAAAUUACAAAUUCAACCACUUUGGGGAAAAUUUGUAAACCUACAAAUGAAAGUAUUUUCUCAAUUAUCAGAUAUUUCAGUGAAAAGGGAAAGAAAACCUUAAUAACAAGUGUUAAAAACGAUGUAUCAUCAUUUACCAAGAACAUGACCAUAUUAAUUUAUGAAAUUGAACAUCGAACGCAAUUGAGUUUUGUUUUGGUACCUGUUUGCAGUAUAAUCAUUGCCAUUUUCAUCAUUAUUGCUGGCAUCGCCAUUCACAUGAAACAGAGGAAGGAAUUGACAAUCGAAGUUGCUGAUUUUGAUUUCCAAUCGAUCGAUGAAAGGAUGGAAAGGACCUUCUGGGAGAGAAUCCGUGACAGUUUUACUCAAUCAUUGAAAAGCUCGAUAUUUAGGCCUUGCACAAGAAGGACCGAUCUUGAUGAUUUUGUUGAUAAAACUGAGUCUGAUGAUAUUUUACCGGCUGAGCCCAACAUCAGCGAAUGCAAUUUAAGGUUUAGUGGCGAUCUCGAUGAUUCUGGUGUGUCUGGUGAUUUUAGAUCUUGAAGCUCUAAUUCUUAAAUGCUUUUAAUUCAAAUGAUCUGAGAAGGCUGAGGUUUUUUUUGGAUUUCAUCAAUAGGCGAACCUGUUUUAUUUUUUGCACAAUAUGGUCUCAAAUUGUAAUCAUUACCAGUCAAUUAUAAAUUUACCUCAUCCAAUUAACACUGAUAUCAAUUAA